UUUUUUAGUCACUUUGGGCCGAGUUAUGUUCAUUCAAAUUUUCAGCCGUUGGGAGCGAUUGAGUAUAAGGCAUGGAGAAAUAAUAGAAAAAUUUCAGACAUUAUGAACAAAAAGAAAGUAGGCAGGCGGGUUUUUUGAGGAUGAAAAGAGAGAAUUUGCUCAUUUGCUCUAUAAUUCAAGUUAUAGCGUUCCAAAUUCGAAUGGCCAUAACUCGGCCAAAAGUCAUUUUGCAAGAAAACGGAAAUCACUUCGCAAUUGUGAGUGGGGUUGUUUCGUUGUAAGUGUUCCAACUUUUGAUUUGUCCGAUAUUUUAUUAUUUGUCCGAAAUUAAAAUUUGUCCAACAUUUAUAUCCAACUUUUUUUAUUUUUAUUUUAUAUCCAAUAUUUUUCCAACAUCUUAUAACAACAUUUUCAACAUUCCAACAUUUUUUUAUUGUUUCCUUGAUGUGUGUUCCAACUUUUGAUUUGUCCAACAUUUUAUAUCCAACAUUAUUUUCCUAUAUUUUAUAUUUGUGCUACAUUUUCUUUUUUUUUGUGGGUGUAAUUUUUGAUUUCAUCCAUAUUUCCUCAUUCUUAUAUUGUCUCACUACAGCAGAGUUGGGCCGGAAUUCCAUUUCCGACGUUUUUUUUCUUUCCGAUUUCCGAAAAAAAAUUUAA
This is a messenger RNA of Meloidogyne enterolobii, 657 nucleotides long. The record is from the annotation of a GenBank genome assembly. NCBI's taxonomy places the organism in Eukaryota, Metazoa, Nematoda, Chromadorea, Rhabditida, Meloidogynidae.